This is a messenger RNA of Rhinopithecus roxellana (golden snub-nosed monkey), 4213 nucleotides long. RefSeq names its product nucleoporin 133 (gene NUP133). Gene Ontology annotation, biological process: protein import into nucleus; poly(A)+ mRNA export from nucleus; transcription-dependent tethering of RNA polymerase II gene DNA at nuclear periphery. Gene Ontology annotation, molecular function: structural constituent of nuclear pore; protein binding. The record is from RefSeq and is a predicted model, not a curated record. The transcript has 26 exons. Bases 138 to 3608 code for a protein of 1156 amino acids. Lineage: Eukaryota; Metazoa; Chordata; Mammalia; Primates; Cercopithecidae. Gene Ontology annotation, cellular component: nuclear pore outer ring.
CAACCCGCGGGAGCCACUGCAUUUGACGUCAUCAUUGCGCGCCAUCCCUCCCCUUAAGUGUUUAAUCUCCGCGCGCAGGCCGCUCUGAAACCCGACGGCCGGAUCCCUUGUGGUCCUAGUUGCUGCUCCUUCGAAUCAUGUUCCCAGCCGCCCCUUCUCCGCGGACCCCGGGUCCCGGGUCCCGAAGGGGCCCCCUGGCCGGACUCGGGCCCGGCUCCACGCCCCGGACGGCCAGCAGGAAGGGUCUGCCCCUGGGGUCUGCAGUCAGCUCCCCAGUGCUCUUCUCACCGGUGGGCCGGCGUAGCUCGCUAAGCUCGCGAGGAACACCAACACGAAUGUUCCCACACCACUCCAUAACUGAGUCUGUGAACUAUGAUGUGAAAACGUUUGGAUCUUCUCUUCCUGUUAAAGUCAUGGAAGCCCUAACAUUGGCUGAAGUCGAUGAUCAGCUGACCGUUAACAUAGAUGAAGGUGGAUGGGCUUGUCUGGUGUGCAAAGAGAAGCUCAUUAUUUGGAAGAUUGCUCUGUCACCUAUUACUAAGUUAUCGGUUUGCAAAGAACUUCAGCUGCCAUCUAGUGAUUUCCACUGGAGUGCCGACUUAGUGGCUCUCUCUUACUCUGCUCCCUCAGGUGAAGCACAUUCUACUCAGGCUGUUGCUGUCAUGGUUGCCACCAGAGAAGGAUCCAUCCGCUAUUGGCCAAGCCUUGCUAGUGAAGAUACCUACACAGAGACUUUUGUUGAUUCGGGAGGUGAUAAGACUUACAGUUUCCUAACAGCAGUGCAGGGAGGAAGUUUUAUUCUGUCCUCGUCAGGAAGCCAACUAAUUCGGUUGAUACCUGAGAGCUCAGGAAAGAUUCAUCAGCAUAUCCUGCCUCAGGGGCAAGGCAUGCUUUCAGGAAUUGGUCGAAAGGUUUCUUCUCUUUUUGGAAUUUUAUCUCCUAGUAGUGAUCUCACACUUUCAAGUGUUCUUUGGGAUAGUGAGAGAUCAAGCUUUUAUAGCUUGACAAGUUCAAACAUCAAUAAAUGGGAAUUAGAUGACUCUUCAGAAAAACAUGCAUACAGUUGGGAUAUAAAUAGAGCCCUGAAGGAAAACAUUACCGAUGCUAUUUGGGGAUCUGAAAGUAACUAUGAAGCUAUUAAAGAAGGAGUCAACAUUCGAUAUUUGGACUUGAAACAAAACUGUGAUGGGCUGGUGAUUUUGGCAGCAGCAUGGCACUCAGCAGACAAUCCGUGUCUCAUCUAUUACUCUCUGAUAACAAUAGAAGAUAAUGGUUGCCAAAUGUCAGAUGCAGUUACUGUAGAAGUCACUCAAUAUAAUCCACCUUUUCAGUCUGAAGACCUGAUUUUGUGUCGGUUGACGGUCCCAAACUUUUCAAACCAGACUGCCUAUCUGUAUAACGAAAGUGCUGUCUAUGUGUGCUCCACAGGAACUGGGAAAUUUUCUCUUCCCCAGGAGAAAAUUGUCUUUAAUGCACAAGGAGAUAGUGUUUUAGGUGCUGGUGCCUGUGGUGGUGUUCCUAUCAUUUUUUCUAGAAACAGUGGACUGGUGUCUAUUACUUCACGGGAAAAUGUGUCCAUAUUGGCAGAAGACCUGGAAGAGUCCUUAGCAUCUUCAUUUGCUGGACCAAACAAUGAGAGUAUGAUUUUUGAGACCACUACAAAGAAUGAAACUAUAGCCCAGGAAGAUAAAAUCAAGUUGCUGAAAGCUGCCUUUCUGCAAUACUGCAGAAAAGAUUUAGGUCAUGCUCAAAUGGUGGUUGAUGAGCUCUUUUCCUCUCACUCUGAUUUGGAUUCUGAUUCCGAACUAGACAGGGCAGUUACCCAAAUCAGUGUAGACCUGAUGGAUGACUACCCAGCGUCUGACCCACGGUGGGCUGAGUCUGUCCCUGAGGAAGCACCUGGGUUCAGCAAUACGUCACUGAUUAUCCUUCACCAGCUGGAAGACAAAAUGAAAGCUCACUCUUUCCUUAUGGACUUCAUUCAUCAAGUUGGCUUAUUUGGACGUCUAGGCAGUUUUCCAGUUAGAGGGACACCAAUGGCCACUCGACUGUUGCUCUGUGAGCAUGCCGAAAAGCUGUCAGCCACCAUUGUUCUCAAGAACCACCACUCCCGGCUUUCUGAUCUCGUCAACACGGCCAUAUUGAUUGCUUUGAACAAGAGGGAGUAUGAAAUCCCAUCCAACCUGACUCCUGCAGAUGUCUUUUUCAGGGAGGUGUCCCAAGUAGAUACCAUCUGUGAGUGCUUACUGGAGCAUGAGGAGCAAGUCUUGAGGGAUACACCUAUGGAUGCCAUUGAAUGGGCUGAAGUGGUGAUCAAUGUGAACAAUAUUCUCAAGGAUAUGCUGCAGGCUGCUAGUCAUUAUCGCCAAAAUAGAAACUCUUUGUAUAGAAAAGAAGAAUCACUAGAAAAAGAACCUGAAUAUGUUCCAUGGACGGCAACGAGUGGUCCUGGGGGCAUCCGAACAGUAAUAAUACGCCAGCAUGAGAUUGUCCUGAAGGUGGUUUAUCCACAGGCAGACAGCAACCUCCGAAACAUCGUGACCGAGCAACUGGUAGCUCUGAUCGAUUGCUUCCUGGAUGGUUAUGUUUCUCAGCUUAAGUCGGUGGAUAAAUCCAGUAAUCGGGAAAGAUAUGAUAAUCUGGAGAUGGAAUACCUACAGAAAAGAUCAGAUCUCUUAUCUCCUCUUCUUACACUAGGCCAGUACCUGUGGGCUGCUUCUCUAGCAGAGAAAUACUGUGACUUUGAUAUCUUGGUACAAAUGUGUGAGCAGACUGACAACCAGAGCCGACUCCAGCGCUACAUGACCCAGUUUGCUGAUCAGAAUUUUUCAGACUUUCUCUUCCGUUGGUAUCUGGAGAAAGGAAAGCGAGGCAAAUUAUUAUCUCAGCCCGUUUCUCAGCAUGGACAGUUGGCGAAUUUUUUGCAAGCUCAUGAACAUCUCAGCUGGUUACAUGAAAUUAAUAGCCAAGAAUUAGAAAAGGCUCAUGCAACACUUCUGGGUUUGGCAAAUAUGGAAACUCGUUACUUUGCAAAGAAGAAAACCCUUCUUGGCUUGAGUAAAUUGGCUGCAUUAGCUUCAGACUUUCCAGAGGAUAUACUGCAAGAAAAAAUUGAAGAAAUGGCUGAGCAGGAACGCUUUCUACUGCAUCAGGAGACCCUACCUGAACAGCUGCUAGCGGAGAAACAGCUACAUCUCAGUGCGAUGCCAGUAUUGACUGCACCACAACUCAUUGGUCUAUAUAUCUGUGAAGAAAAUAGAAGAGCUAAUGAAUAUGAUUUCAAGAAAGCUUUGGACUUGCUGGAAUAUAUUGAUGAGGAAGAAGAUGUAAAUAUAAAUGAUCUCAAACUGGAAAUCCUUUGCAAAGCUCUUCAGAGAGAUAACUGGUCCAGUUCUGAUGGCAAAGAUGAUCCAAUUGAAGUAUCUAAAGACAGUAUAUUUGUGAAGAUCUUACAGAAACUUUUAAAAGAUGGCAUUCAGCUCAGUGAGUACUUACCGGAGGUGAAAGACCUGCUACAGGCAGAUCAGCUUGGAAGCUUAAAGUCCAAUCCUUACUUCGAGUUUGUUUUGAAAGCAAAUUAUGAAUAUUAUGUUCAGGGACAAAUAUAACUUUUUCUUAAAAUGGCCAUUGUUUAUGAAAUUUGUAUAAGUGUGUCCUUAUAAGAAUUUUAGGCCAUAAACAAGUAUAAGUUUGUACAAUUUCAGAACAUGUAUAGCUGAGUUUUUACACUUUAUAUGUAGGAAGCUAAUAUAAAAUAGUUAUGUAACUGUGAUUUUGGUUUUCAGUUACGUGACUUGUUUUUUCCACCUGAAAUGUGUCAGUUGUUGUUCCUGUACUCGGUGCCCUUUCUUUUUCCUCUGACGUGGUCCCAGGUUCUGGAGUUCUUGUCCUGGUUCUAGCUACUCACAUGCACAAAUCACUUCUAGGCCUCAGUUUCUGUGACCAUGAAAAUUACUAGAUUGCACUAGCUUUUCUCUAAAAUUCUGUGACUCCAGAUACUUUGCACCAAAGAGAAUCUAGGGUGUUUGGUAUCUAUUUCAGUUAGGGCUAAUGGGAAAUGUCCAGUAAGGUAAAUGUCAACUUUUGCUGACUUACUAUGAGAUGAAAAACAAAAGCAGAGCAGGCCUAGCUCAUAUGAACUUGAUAAUUAUGAACUCAUUGGGAGCAUUUUAAACUUUUCUACAGAAAUAAUAAAUGAGCACUAAUGAAAGUA